AUGAUUCGUAAAGUAUCCGCUACUUCUAUUCUUUUGGCAUGUGCUUUGAUGACAGCUCAAGCUCAAGACCCUAUGGCUGUACCCACCACCAACAUGGCAUCCAUCUUUCAAAACAUGGUCAACUAUUUCAACGAACAUCCAUUUACAGAUUCAGCUGGCAGACCCUCUCAAGCUUUCCAGAGCAUGCUUCGUCAAAUGCAAUCUACCGAGGCCGCCAAUGCCAAUCCUGCUACUGAUUCAGCUGCUAAUGUUGCUUUGCCCGUCGCUCCUCCCACUGUCGCUGAUAUCGGAUUGCCUGCCGUCGCUGCACCAAUGGCCAACAAUGUCAAUGCUGCGAUCAAAAGCGCUCCUGCUGAUAUCCCUAUCGCUUUAGCUGCUGGUGUACCUGCCUCGGUUGCUGCUGCUGCUGCUAUUCCUGCUAAUCAAAAACCUGCUCAACCAGUUGUUCCGGCAACCCCUGCUCCUCCAAUGCAACCACUGGCUGCUCCUGCUACUCAAGAAAAUGCUGUAGUCGUUUCUGCCGAACCUGCUCCCAAUGCUGCUGAACAACCCGCUGUUGCUCCUGCCACUCCUCAAGGCCCAUCUGCUGUUGCCGAGCCUGUAGUAUCCACUAAUCCUGUCGCCUCCAAUGUAGCAGUAGCUGAACCUAUUGUGCCUGUCACUACUGUAACUCCUUCUCAAACCUCUGCUGUGCCUCCAGUAGUUGUGCCCACUACUUCUGCUUCUCUUUCUGGUUCAGUUACGACAGGUACUUCCAUGAUGACCAGAACCAAUGCCAUGAGCACAGCUUCUUUGUCUGUCACUCGUUCGCUCACGAGCAGUGCCUCUGCUUCCAGAUCUGCUUCCCCCACAAUGACAAUUCCUCCUAUUUCUGCAUCCAACAGCUUACAACAAGGUCAUCAUGUCUUGCUCUCCAUGACAUUGGGUUUGGUGGCUGUCAUUGUUACCAUGAUCUCGUCAUAUUAA
This is a messenger RNA of Mucor velutinosus, 966 nucleotides long. RefSeq lists its product as uncharacterized. The coding region runs from base 1 to 966 and encodes 321 amino acids. The transcript has a single exon. The record is from RefSeq and is a predicted model, not a curated record. NCBI's taxonomy places the organism in Eukaryota, Fungi, Mucoromycota, Mucoromycetes, Mucorales, Mucoraceae.